UUGUUUCUCAAGUACGAGGAGCUGCGUCGAAACCCCAAAGAUCAAGUGAGGAAGCUGGUUUCAUUUCUGCGGAAGCCGUUUGGCACAACGACGGCGACCGAUGGAGAUAAUGAUGAGGUAGUGGUGGAGAAAGUGUUGUGGCGUAGUAGCUUCGGUAGGCUCAAGGAGUUGGAAGUUAACAAGAAUGGUGUACUGGAGAUAGGCAAGAUACCAAAUGUCAAUGUCUUCAGGCAAUGA
Linum tenue is the source of this 237-nucleotide messenger RNA. The record is from the annotation of a GenBank genome assembly. NCBI's taxonomy places the organism in Eukaryota, Viridiplantae, Streptophyta, Magnoliopsida, Malpighiales, Linaceae.